AUGCGACUGAUGGGGGCAGCCUUCGGCGGGCACCCUGCUGCGCUGGAGCCCCCCCCACCCAACCCCCCGCGGGACGCACCGCCGCCGGAGAGCCCGGAGGUCCGCCCGGGGCCUCCGCGGCGCCGGCCUCCCUUCCCACCCCCACCCCCCCCCGCACCCCGCCACCCUGUCCCUGGGGGGGAGGAGCAGCUGAUGGGAACGUGUGACUUUUUUCACCAAGGGACCCAAACCCACCCCAGCCGGGCGCAGGGUGGAGUGGGGGAGGGGCACAGGGGAGGGGGGGGAUUAAAAAAAACUUUUCUUGGCGCCCCAGGCGGGUGGCUCAAGUGCUCGCCCUCGGCGAGGGUGGCCCGCCUAAGCCGAGAGGAGACUCAGGAGCAGCCCGCCCCCGCCCCCCCUUCCUAA
Rangifer tarandus platyrhynchus (Svalbard reindeer) is the source of this 405-nucleotide messenger RNA. Lineage: Eukaryota; Metazoa; Chordata; Mammalia; Artiodactyla; Cervidae. The record is from the annotation of a GenBank genome assembly.